Molecule: messenger RNA, 1819 nt
Organism: Cuscuta epithymum
Lineage: Eukaryota; Viridiplantae; Streptophyta; Magnoliopsida; Solanales; Convolvulaceae
Source: the annotation of a GenBank genome assembly
GAAAAUAAUUGGAGCCAGGUACUAUUCGAACACCCGUAACGUGACAAACGGGUCACCCCGCGACUUUUUCGGGCAUGGAACACAUGUUGCCUCUACGGCUGCAGGCUCCCUAGUUGAAGGCGCUUCUUACUACGGGCUCGCUUUAGGGACCGCCAGGGGCGGGUCCCCUGCAUCGAGGAUCGCAAUGUACCAAGUCUGUGACGAGUCCGGGGGCUGCUACGGGUCCGACAUCUUGAAAGCCUUUGAUGAUGCCAUUAAGGACGGUGUUGACGUGUUGUCCUUGUCUCUCGGCCGGCCAGCAUGGGCCGCGCCCGAUUUCUCGACGGACCCGAUCGCGAUCGGGUCCUUCCAUGCUGUUGAGCAGGGCAUCAUUGUCGUCUGCUCUGCAGGAAACAGCGGGCCCUACCCUAGCACCAUCACCAACGAAGCUCCAUGGAUCUUCACUGUCGCGGCCUCCACCAUUGACCGCCACUUCGAGUCAGAAAUCAUCUUAGGAGGGUAUAAUAAAGCUAUAAAGGGGCAAGGCAUUCAUUUCGGCAAGCUAAAGAAAAAGGCGGUGUACCCGUUGGUGACGGGGGCGUCGGCGAGGUUGAAGAAUGCGAGUGAGAGUGACGCAAGGCAAUGCUUCUGGAACUCAUUAGAUCCAGCGAAGGUUGAGGGGAAAAUUGUGCUGUGUGAAUAUCUGCCAGGAGAGUAUGGGUUUUCAUGGGCAUAUUUAGUGCUAAAAGAUAUGAAGGCUAUUGGGGUGAUCGAAAUAGUGAGUGAGGAAGAUAUGUCCAUAGCUCCAAACUAUAAAGACUUCGCAGGUUCCUCAGUUUCUGCAGAGCAAGCCAUCGACAUUUUCACUUACCUCACAUCCACCAAGAAGCCGGUAGCGUCGAUCCUUCCAACUGUGACAACUAUAGGAUAUAAACCAGCUCCUGUUGUGAUCUACUUUUCUUCAAAGGGUCCUUCUCUUGCUAGCACUAAUCUUCUCAAGCCGGACAUUACUGCACCAGGGGUUAACAUUCUAGCAGCAUGGCCUGAUCGGACUCUCGGCGGUCAUUCACCGCCCAUCCCCGGCGUGAAACUUCCCGGUUACAAUAUAAUCUCAGGCACUUCCAUGGCUUGCCCCCAUACCUCGGGAACUGUUGCUAAUGUCAAGGCACAUAACCCCACAUUCACCAUUUCCGCAAUCAAAUCUGCCAUUAUGACCACGGCCACACAGACAAACAACAUGAAUGCCCCCAUAACAAACUCAUCUGGAUUAGCUGCCACACCAUACGAAUUUGGAGCUGGCCAGAUCAACCCUGCAUCAGCACUAGACCCCGGGCUCGUUUACGAGACCGAUAUCGAGGAUUACUUCAUGUUCCUAUGCGCCACGGGCUAUAACACGUCUCAAAUCAGGCUCAUCUCUUCAAAAGUGCCAAAACACUUCAAGUGCCCCAAGAACAUGUCCCCGGAUUUGAUAUCCAACAUCAACUACCCUUCAAUUGCCGUCUCUAAGGUCAUGGAAGGUCAAACCAAGACAGUGACUAGAACCGCGACCAACGUUGGGGAUGAAGACUCGGUGUACAUUGUGACUAUAGAGGCGUUGACCGGGAUCGAGGUCGGGGUGACCCCUAAUAAGUUGGUGUUUAGCAAAGAGAGAAAGAAGGUUAGCUACAAUGUGACUUUUACUGCUGUGGAAUCUCUGAAGGAGGAUGUCUUUGGCGCAAUCACAUGGACAAAUGGCAAGUAUAGUGUUAGGAGUCCUAUUGUUGUAAGCGUUAUUGACUAUUCAGAGAAUUGAUGAGGAAAGUGUUUGUAUUCAAUAUAGUUGCAUUCAACUUCAAUAAUU